Knipowitschia caucasica is the source of this 294-nucleotide messenger RNA. Lineage: Eukaryota; Metazoa; Chordata; Actinopteri; Gobiiformes; Gobiidae. The record is from the annotation of a GenBank genome assembly.
AUGGCUGCACUCUUCAUUGUGGCGAUUGUGGCGUCAGCGGGUUUUCUCCUCCACAGAAAAUAUAGCAGGGUGCAGUCUUUGGAAAGAAGUUCAUCUGGAUCCUAUUUGAACUUCACCCGAACAUCAACAAACCCAAACAACGGUGCGUUGUCUGCUUUGACCCGCUGCCCUCCUCAACAUGAAGGCCUGAAAGUCAUAGAUGAUGAGCCAGUGUACAGCAACGUGCAGCCUCAGUCACACCCGCCCAGCUGCUGGACUGCAGACGUGGACGAAAGUAUAUAUGCAAAUGUGUAG